AUGGAUUGUGAAGACCAAGAGGCCUUGUUUCACUCUUACCCAUGUGCAUACUAUGUUCAAAGUCCAUCUACCAUCUCCCAUGCAAACAGUGCGGAUAUCAAGACCAACAAUAAUAUUCUCGAAUCCACAUUCCAUUCACCAACAAGAUCCGAUACUAUACUCAUCAACAAGAACCCUGAGGUCUCAAGGUUUACCCUCUCUCGUUACUCAUCCUCUCAUGGAUCAAACAACUCUUUCCUUAAUGAGAAGAAGGUUAGUGGACCCGAGAAUGGGGUAAAUCGUUUGAUCAUUGUUGAUGGUCAUGGAUUUGAUGGUGAUGGUGGAUAUGAAGAGGAAGAGGAUGACGAUCUUUAUUAUGAGAAGAAAGGUGGCUGGUGGUGGAGAUAUUGUUCUCUUAGGAGGAGCUCUUCAUGUGCAUGGGUUUCUUUGCAGAUAUUUUGGAGACUUGUGUUGAGUUUGUGUGCUGCUUUGCUUGUUUUUUAUGUUGCUGCGAAACCUCCACCACCCAAGAUGUCAAUCAAGAUGGCAGGAAUUCGGCAAUUUGGACUAGGGGAAGGAGUAGACGGCUCUGGUGUCGCGACUAAGCUCCUGACCUGUAAUUGUUCCAUUGACCUAUUGAUAGAAAACAAGUCAAAGCUCUUCGGCCUUCAUAUUCACGCUCCCAUUUUGGAAAUGUCAUUCGGUCACCUCCGUUUCGCAACGUCACGUGGCUCAAAACUAUAUGCUCAGAGCCAUACUUCAACAUUGUUCCAAUUGUCCGUGGGAACCAGGAAUAAGCCGAUGUAUGGUGCUGGAAGAAAUAUGCAAGACAUGCUAGAAUCAGGAAAUGGAUUGGCGAUAGUGAUUCGAGUAAGCCUGAGAUCAAAUUUUCGAGUAGUCUGGAACCUUAUCAAGCCUAAAUUCCACCACCAAGCUGUAUGUCUGUUAGUGCUUGAUAGUGCAUAUGACAAGAAGCACCGUACCCAGGCAUAUAAUAGCACUUGCACUAUAGCUUGA
Messenger RNA from Dovyalis caffra, 996 nucleotides. NCBI's taxonomy places the organism in Eukaryota, Viridiplantae, Streptophyta, Magnoliopsida, Malpighiales, Salicaceae. The record is from the annotation of a GenBank genome assembly.